CGCGCGGCUGGAGAGGCGGGAGGCGCGUCAAGGUCAGGCUUCGACGCGGUGGCAGGCUGCCUAGGGGCGGGAGACCCUCCUGGGGGGCUGGGCUGCGGCCUCCAGCGCCUCGGCCAUAUUGAACAGCCUCGGCAGAGACGCCUUUGUGAAGUCCGCUCCCGAGUUCCAGGCGCGUCCCCGGUGCCUGGGGCAGAAAGAACCACAGGCACUCCGUGCACCCCAGCUUGGAGCCGGGACGCUACGGCUCCAGCCUGCGGUGGGCUUUGACCUCCUCCCGGCUCACGUUUCACCCUGGAGAUCUUAAAGACCCUCGAGAAGAGCCAUGUGGGGGGCUGGUUCCCCUGGGGGUUCCUCCCGUCCCCCGACUGCUUGAUCCUCUGGAGCGUCCCGGAUGUCUGCAAAGACGUGGAUUUGGACGUCCUCGUGGAAGCCUUGAAGCCCGUGGGGACCUUUAAGAAGAUCGGCAAGGUGUUCCGCAGGGAGGAGGACUCCACGGUGGGGAUGCUGCAGAUCGGGGAGGACGUGGACUACCUGCUCAUCCCGCGGGAGGUCAGGCUGGCCGGGGGCGUCUGGAGGGUCAUCUCCAAGCCCGCGACCAAAGAGGCCGAAUUUCGCGAGCGGCUCACCCAGUUUCUGGAGGAAGAAGGCCGCACCCUCGAGGAUGUGGCCCGCAUCAUCGAGAAGAACCCCCACCCGCCUCAGCCCCCCAAAAAACCCAAGGAGCCCCGAGUGAGGAGGAGAGUCCAGCAGGUGGAGACCCCGCCCCGGCUGGUCGUGGGCACCUAUGACAGCAGCAAUGCCAGCGACAGCGAGUUCAGCGACUUCGAGACCUCCGGAGGCCGCGGCGCCGAGGGCCGGGGAGGCGCGGGCCGGGGAGGCGCGGGGCGGGGCCGGAGGCCGCGCAGGAUGCCCGUCAGCUACUUGGGCAGCAAAUUUCUGGGGAGCGACGUGGAGAGCGAGGACGACGAGGAGCUGGUGGAGGCCUUCCUGCGGCGAGGGGAGAAGAAGCCCAACGUCCAGCCCGUCCGCCGCCGCGUGCCCCUGCCAGUGCCCAUGUUCGAGGACAGCCUGGCACCCCAGCUGUCCAAGGCGGACCGGUGGCGGGAGUAUGUCAGCCAGGUGUCCUGGGGGAAGCUGAAGCGCAGGGUGAAGGGCUGGGCGCCGCGAUCCGGCCCCGUGGUGGGCGAGAACCGGCCGGUGCCCGCAGCAGUGGAGAGGGAGGGGGCAUCGCUGCCCGGCGUUGCCAGCCCGCAGAAUGACGCGGGAAAUGGAGUCGAUGGGCGGGUGCCUGAGCCGCCCCCACGACGGUGGAGGCCCAAGAUCAACUGGGCCUCCUUCCGGCGCCGCAGAAAGGAGGAGGCAACAUCCCUGGCCCAGGGGGCAGAUGUCCCCCCUGACCCGGGGGCAGAAGCUGUGGAUAACCAGAGGGCAGAGGCCAUGGCUGUCCAGGGGGCAGAGGCUGCAGAUAAUCACAGGGUAGAGGCUGUAGCUGACCAGGGAGUCCUGGACCCAACUGUCCAGAGGGCAGAUCCUACAGAUAAUCAGAGGGAAGAGGCCAUAGCUGUCCAGGGGGCAGAGGGUGUGGAUAGUCAGAGGGUAGAGGCUGUAGCUGACCAGGGCACAGAGACCCCAGCUGUCCAGAGGCCAGAGCCUGUAGCUGACCAGGGCUCAGAGACCCCAGCUGUCCAGAGGCCAGAGCCUGUAGCUGACCAGGGCUCAGAGACCCCAGCUGUCCAGAGGCCAGAGCCUGUAGCUGACCAGGGCUCAGAGACCCCAGCUGUCCAGAGGCCAGAGCCUGUAGCUGACCAGGGCUCAGAGACCCCAGCUGUCCAGAGGCCAGAUAACCGGAGGGAAGGGGCCUCCACUGUGGAGGGGGGAGCGGCUGCGUCUGAUGGGACAGCGGCUGCGACUGACCGGGGCCCGGGAGCUGCAUCUCAUCAGAGGGCAGAGCCCCAGCUGUCCAGGAAGCUGAAGCCUCGGCUGCCCAGGGGGUUCCCAGGGCUCCUCCAGGAGCUAGGGCUCGGAAACAGGUCAAGACAGUGA
Talpa occidentalis (Iberian mole) is the source of this 2043-nucleotide messenger RNA. RefSeq names its product coiled-coil domain-containing protein 8-like. Lineage: Eukaryota; Metazoa; Chordata; Mammalia; Eulipotyphla; Talpidae. The record is from RefSeq and is a predicted model, not a curated record.